This is a messenger RNA of Plasmodium falciparum 3D7, 2178 nucleotides long. Its product is annotated as MAEA family protein. Gene Ontology annotation, biological process: proteasome-mediated ubiquitin-dependent protein catabolic process. Gene Ontology annotation, molecular function: ubiquitin-protein transferase activity; ubiquitin protein ligase activity. Gene Ontology annotation, cellular component: cytoplasm. The record is from RefSeq and is a predicted model, not a curated record. NCBI's taxonomy places the organism in Eukaryota, Apicomplexa, Aconoidasida, Haemosporida, Plasmodiidae.
AUGGAAGAGGAUAAGUUAACUCAUAAAGAAAAGAGGAAGGAUAUCGAAAAAUAUACAAAUGAGGGAGAUGGGAAUAUGAACACCAUUUCUUCAAAUAUAAAAGAGGAAGAGAAAGGUUCCUUGAAGGAUGAUAUUAUAAAAUUUUGUGAAGAUAAUUUAAAUAAUGAAAAAGAAAAGAAUAUAAAUAAAAAAAUGGAAGAAAAUGUAGAAAAAGAUUGUUGUCAUAUAAAUAACAGACAAUAUGAUAAUAUAGAAAAUAAUCCAUGUUGUGAAGAAAAAGACCUGAACAAGUCAGAAGAAAAAAAGGAUAUACAGGAAAAUUCUUAUAAUAAUAAUAAUAAUAAUAAUGAAUAUGAGGAAUUUAUAGAUAUGUGGAUAAACUUAAGUUAUACAUCAGUAGAUAAUAUAAAUAUAUGUGAAAAGGUAGAUGACUUAAAUAUAAAUCACAAGGAGAAAGAAAAGGAUAAAACAAAAAUGGAAAAAUUUCGAAGGAGGCAAUUAAUUAAAGAUGAUCCGAAAGAACAAAAUGAUGAUGUAGGGACUAGUGAAGAGAUGGAUAUAAAAGAAGAUGAUAGCGAUAGUUCAAGUAUGGAAGAUGUUAUAAUAAGUAAUGAAGAUGAAGUAACUAUUGAAAGAGAAGGACAAAGAAACAUUUCAAGUGAUUGUAGUACACAACAAUGUUUGGAUAUAUAUAUGAGGGAUGAUCCAAAGUUAUGUCAGGAUAAAGAAGUCGAUAAAAAUGAUAAAGAUGAUAAAGAUGAUAAAGAUGAUAAAGAUGAUAAAGAUGAUAAAGAUGAUAAAGAUGAUAAAGAUGAUAAAGAUGAUAAAGAUGAUAAAGAUGAUAAAGAUGAUAAAGAUGAUAAAGAAAGUGUGAAGAAAAAAAAAAAGAAAAAAAAAGAAAAAAACAAAAAAAACAAAGAUAAAAAUGACAAAAAUGACAAAAAUGACAAAAAUGACAAAAAUGACAAAAAUGACAAAAAUGACAAAAAAGACAAACAAUAUAAACAAAAAAAAGAACAAAAUAUCAAAGGCUUAUUAUGCUUAAAUUCUUUAGAUAAAUCAUUUAUCCAAGUUCCCCUUAAUUGUAUAUUAAACACCUUUCGAAAUAUUCAAAAGGAAAUAGAAAAGAAUUUUAUGAUUAUCACAUUAUUUAUUGAAAAGAAAUUAAAAGAUUUAAGCGAUGAUGUAAGUAUAGAAAAAUUAAAUACCAUGUUAGAAAAAUUACAAGCAUUAAAAAACAAAGUAAAUGAAUCAAAUUUUUUAUUAAAUAAAUAUAUCAAAAGAUUAGUAAGUCGUUUAAAAUAUAUAUAUUUUGAAGGAGAUAUACAAGUUCAAAAUUUAAAAUACGAUUUUCGUUUUCAGAAUUAUGAGAAAAGAAUUAAUUGGUUAAUCAAUGAAUAUUUAUGUAGAUAUGGUUAUUUUGAUACAGUGUCUAUAUUUUGUAAAAGAUAUAAUCUAGAAGAUUAUUCAGAUAAGGAUGUAUAUAAAGAAUAUAUAUAUAUAAUUAAUGAAUUAAUGAAAUAUAAUACACAACCCGCAUUAGAUUAUUGUCAAAAAUAUAAAUCACAACUAAAAAAAAUAGAUUCAAAUAUUGAAUCUGAAUUACAUUUACAAUAUGUAAUUCAUUUAAUAUUUGAUAACAAGUAUUUAGAAGCUAUCGAAUAUAUUAAAAAAACAAUUUCACAGCCACAUGGAUGUUUAGCAUCAGAUUUAAAAUUUUUAAUUACACAUAUAGCACUUCAUAAUAAAAAAAAAAAAAAAUUAAAAAAAUUUAAUGAUAAUAGAUGGAAAAGAGUUAUCAACUUAUUCAAAAAAGUAUAUUCUGAUAUAUCUGGACUCACCACAAAUCCUUUACUUGAACUUUUAAUAAAAGCGGGCAUUUCGGUAAUAAAAACAGAUCAUUGUGGAAGCAAAACGUCUACAAAAUGUCCCACAUGUAUAAAAGAAUUAAAAAAUAUAAUAAACAAGUUACCAAAUAUACAAAAAACCAAAAGCUUCCUGGUAUGCCCAUAUACAAAUGAAGUUAUGGAUGAACAUAAUCCUCCUUUCACCACACCAACAGGAUAUGUUUUUUCUGAGAAAGCUAUUUCUUUGUUUUUGAAAGCUGAGGAAACAUUCGAGUGUCCCAUAACUAAUGAGAAGUAUCGUAUGGAUGAAUUUUCUCGUCUCUUCAUAUGA